Messenger RNA from Cynara cardunculus var. scolymus (artichoke), 1680 nucleotides. Its product is annotated as probable glycerol-3-phosphate acyltransferase 3. Gene Ontology annotation, molecular function: glycerol-3-phosphate 2-O-acyltransferase activity; phosphatase activity. The transcript has 2 exons. Bases 5 to 1600 code for a protein of 531 amino acids. Gene Ontology annotation, cellular component: membrane. The record is from RefSeq and is a predicted model, not a curated record. Gene Ontology annotation, biological process: cutin biosynthetic process. NCBI's taxonomy places the organism in Eukaryota, Viridiplantae, Streptophyta, Magnoliopsida, Asterales, Asteraceae.
AAAGAUGGAUAGAAAGAUGUUACAACACUUGUUCUUCUUGUACAAGUUUGUAUUGAAAUUACUAGGUUACCCUCAGGGACAGCAUUGCAAGAACAGGAGCUUGAAGUACAUGAGAUAUGAAUCUAUGGCAGAUAAGCACAGAUCAGAAGAGCUACUGAAGACUACAACUCUUGUGUUUGAAGUGGAAGGAGGGUUAUUAAGGUCAACUUCACUCUUUCCUUACUUCAUGCUAGUGGCUUUUGAAGGUGGUGGUGUUUUGAGAGGUUUGGUGUUGUUCCUAUUAUACCCUUUGGUUUGUUUGGUCAGCAGAGAAAUGGGGUUGAAGAUUAUGGUGUUUAUAUGUUUCUUUGGGGUUAAAAAGGGAAGCUUUGUGAUUGGUAGGACUGUUUUGCCCAAGUUCUUCAUGGAGGAUUUAGGGUUUGAAGGGUUUGAGGUGGUGAUGAGAUUUGGGAGGAAAGUAGGGUUGAGUGAGUUGCCUAGGGUUAUGGUUGAAGGGUUUUUGAAGGAUUAUUUGGGUGUAGAUUGUGUUUUUGGGAGAGAUUUGAAGGUGGUUUGUGGGUAUUUUGUGGGGUUGAUGGAGGAGGAGGUGCCACCAAGAUCAAGAUCAAGAUCAAGAUUCAGUUUCUUGAUGAAUGAUGUUUUUGGAGAGAGGAAAGGUGACAACAAUCUCAUUGGUUUUGGUUGCUCUAACAAGAUUCUUGAUCACCAACUUUUCUCUGAUUGCAAGGAGAUUCAGGAGAUAUACUUGGUAACUGAAGUCGAGAAAAGAAGAUGGAGAGCCCUCCCAAGAGACAAGUACCCGAAACCACUAAUUUUCCAUGACGGAAGGAUCGCGUUCAUGCCAACUUUUCCACGAACGUUAGCAAUGAUCAUGUGGGUCCCAUUCGGGUUCGGGCUCAGCCUCUUGAGGAUCAUAGUCGCGAUAUCUUUUCCUUACAUUAUGUCCAUCCCUGUGCUAUCUUUCACAGGGCUGAGAGGUAGACCAUAUAUUCCCUCUACCACUGAAAACAACCACAAAAAAGAAAAAAAAGAUCGAGGCACAUUAUACGUCUGCAACCAUAGAACAUUACUCGAUCCGAUCUAUAUCUCGUUGGCGAUAAUGAAGCCCUUGAGGGCUGUCACCUACAGUUUGAGCCCGUUAUCAGAGUUCUUAUCGCCAAUAAAAACUUCCCAUUUGAGUCGAAACAAAGAAAAAGACUCCAAGAUGAUGGAUUCGCUACUUAGCCAAGGCGAUCUUGUGGUUUGCCCCGAAGGGACUACUUGCAGGGAACCCUACGUACUUCGGUUUAGCCCGUUGUUCGCUGAAAUUAGCAACGAAAUCGUGCCCGUGGCUCUAGAUGCUGAGGUUAGUAUGUUCUAUGGGACAACUGCAAGUGGUUUAAAGUUUUUGGACCCUGUGUUUUUUCUAAUGAACCCAAUUGGGGUUUAUCAUAUCAUGAUUCUUGAGAAUUUGUUAAAUGCAAAUGCGCGUCGAGAAUCGAGUAUUGAAACCGCGAAUCGGGUUCAGAAACAGAUUGCCGAUGCAUUAGGGUUUCAGUGCACGAAUCUAACGAGAAGAGAUAAGUACAUGAUCUUGGCAGGAAACGAAGGCGCAAUUUAGGAGGCAUCAAGAAUCGACACGAAAGAUGUUUUCGCAAACUAAAAAUUAUUUUUAAAUACAAAUUAUACGAUUCUCCCGUU